AUGUACCUCACUUGGAUGAAUGACCUCCUACACUGCCCCCACGCAUGCGCCUUCAUCACUGAAGGAGGGCAGUUGAGUUGGAUCACACAAUGGCCCUCCAUCCAAGUCACAGUCCAAAAUAGAGGCUUCUACAACUCCACAUCCGAAGAUGCUUCAUAUCUCUCACAUGACAUUGUUUUGGAGCAGGAGAAAGAUCUUCUCCAUUUUGAGCUGUGGACAGGAGAAUGGAACAUGGCUCUUGACCACAUCUACUGCAGGCUCGCUGACAACAUUGCUAGAGGGAAAGCCAAACUUCACACCCAAGAGAAGUGGAAGUGUUUGAUCAGGAAUAACAAGCAUGGUCAACAUCACCCAACCUACCUGCCAACCACUACAGAUUUUCAGAAUCCAACUGGCACAAAGAACCACUGGAUGACAUCACCUUCCCUGAGAGAUGAAUGGAUUAACUUGGAAGUGGAAAGUGGGGGGGGCUUUGUAGUACACCAGUAUUUACAUGAGGCCAAUCUAUCACUUUACCACCAUAUCCCUUGCAAUCCUUGGAUUCAAAGCCCUACUAAUGGCUUCCAUCCAAGUAAAGAGAAAAUCACUUCUUCCCUGAGGGUAUCCAGGGUCUUGGAUACCCAGAGGCUGUCAUGGAACUCAGGGCAUCAGGGUGCCCUGGAGCACCCUCAGAUUAAGGUGGGCAUGGCUGAAAUUGAGGCAGUCAAGGUGGGCGUGAAUGAAAUCGAGGUGGGCACUGGCAAAAACAAAGCCAGCAACAUCGACGUGGGUGCUGAGAAAAUCCAUUUUGCUAGAGAAAAAGUGAAAAAACAAGGGUGGGUAGCGUUUGUUUGA
This is a messenger RNA of Laccaria bicolor S238N-H82, 834 nucleotides long. RefSeq lists its product as uncharacterized. Bases 1 to 834 code for a protein of 277 amino acids. The record is from RefSeq and is a predicted model, not a curated record. Lineage: Eukaryota; Fungi; Basidiomycota; Agaricomycetes; Agaricales; Hydnangiaceae. The transcript is spliced from 10 exons.